Messenger RNA from Penaeus chinensis, 1904 nucleotides. RefSeq lists its product as uncharacterized. Gene Ontology annotation, biological process: synapse organization. Gene Ontology annotation, cellular component: neuron projection membrane. Lineage: Eukaryota; Metazoa; Arthropoda; Malacostraca; Decapoda; Penaeidae. The transcript is spliced from 8 exons. The record is from RefSeq and is a predicted model, not a curated record. The coding region runs from base 417 to 1451 and encodes 344 amino acids.
CACACACAUGGACAUACAAUGAACUCUAUUCAUUGCCGUUAUCUUUGAGUUUAUAUUCGGGAAAGAGUUCCUUUGAUCAUAAUAAUUACUCGAAAUAAAACAUUUUUCAGCUCGUCACAAAACGAACCCUUUUAAAAACCAAACAAAGUGAACUUGAGACAAAAGAAAAGAGAGAAAAAUACUAAAUCAAUAAAAUAGCGAAUAGAAGAAAAAACAACAACAAAAGAAAGAAAAGACUAAAAAAAGCAAAAAUGAAUGGAUUAUAAAACCAAAACAUAUUAGAAAAAAACUGAAAAAAAAGAAAAGUAAAAAAAAAAAAAAAAAAAAAAAAACUAGACCCUUUUUUUCUCUGAAGUGAAGUGCGCAAACAAGGUCAAACUUCGUGACCUCGCAGCGUGAUCUUGGCUGCAGCGACCAUGAGUGGCUGCAACACCCGACACAGCCAGCUGGUUCUGUGGUUGCUUCUCUGCUGUGGUCUGGACGUGACAGUGACCGACAGCCGCGAGGGUCAAAUACCGGUGUUUGGGAAGGCGGAGAAGACAGUGACAGUGCAGGAAGGGGACACGGCGAGGCUGCCCUGCGUGGUGGAGCAUCUCAAUGAUAAGGCGGUAACGUGGCUGAGACGGCGUGACCUACACAUUCUGACGGUCGGGCAUCACACAUACUCGGCCGAUGAGAGGUUCCAGGUCGUCCACGCGGAAGCCAGUAACGAAUGGACCCUAGUUGUGCGUUACGUACAACGAAGAGAUGCCGGUGUUUACGAGUGUCAGAUCAACACAGAUCACAAACUCUCUCGCGCUGUCACACUUAAGGUCUAUGAUACGAGCCAGCAGAUGAGCGUUUCGAAGACAAAGGUUUUCUUGGCGAACAACACAGCUUCGACCAAAGACGGAAACCUCCGCGUCGAGAUCCAAGGGCCUCGAGAGCUGUACAUCGAGGAAGGUUCCUCCCUCAGCCUCACCUGCGUCGUCACCUCCUCUCGCGGGCCGUCCAAGCUGAUCUACUGGUACCACAACACCAACCUCAUUGACUACAACUCGCCCAGGGGAGGCGUCAGUCUCAAGAUGGACCGUGGGCGUGGCGAGACGACGACCAAGCUAGUCGUAUCUGCCGUCGGUCCCGGAGACUCAGGGAUGUACUCGUGUGUUCCUCAGGGGUCCCAUCCUGCCACGGUGGUCGUACAUGUUCAGAAAGGAGAGCACGAGGCGGCUAUUCAACAGGGAGGACUGAGCGGGGUUUCCCAGCCCCCCUCCCCUCCCUCCCACCCCGUCAUUUUACUCUCCCUCUCCAUCUCCUUCUUCUUCUUUCCUCCGUCCUCCCCUUCAACGCCAAGGCACAUUUCCCUCUUGCUAAAUCCUUAUUUCUUCCUCCUUCUCCUCCUCUCCUCUUUCGUCCUCUCUCCCAUGUCCUCUUCCUCUUGGCUGCCGCUGUCGGGUCGCUCAGCCACAUGAUAGGAAGGCCCUUGCGUUCCUCUCGGUUUUGUGUGAGGAGAGUCGUCUCGCCGGAUUCUGUUUGUUGACUGUUUUGCUUUUGUAUGACCAAGCACAGGAAUAGACAGACACACUUGCUGUAUCUGAUGUCGGUGUAGGUAAGACCAUACACACUCACGCACAAGCAUAUGUGAACAAAGUUCGAAUUCGAAGCGUUAACUUCGUUUUCAUGUCGGACUGUGGUUAGGUUUCAUUUUAAUACACACACGCACGUAUAUGCGUAUAUAUGUCUUUAUGUACACACACAUACGCACACACACAAUAUAUAUAUAUAUAUAUAUAUAUAUAUAUAUAUAUAUAUAUAUAUAUAAACUCACACACACACACAUACAAGUUCACACACACACGCGUGCAUCCAUCCAUCUCUCCAAUUACAUGUUAAGAUAAAAAAAACUUAAAUCAAAAUGAUGUAAA